Molecule: messenger RNA, 1620 nt
Organism: Vavraia culicis subsp. floridensis
Lineage: Eukaryota; Fungi; Microsporidia; Pleistophoridae
Exons: 1
Coding region: 1-1620 (539 amino acids)
Source: RefSeq, a predicted model, not a curated record
AUGAAAAUAGAUGCCCGGCUGUUCGUGAACAACGCCAACGAAGAAUGGCUGGCACUGUUCACCGGACAGAUCAAUCUGUUCUCUGCACGCAACACGAUCGUGCUCACCAACAACGCUGGUGAAUACGUGCUGCCCGCCAGCAACCUACGAGCAGAAAAAUCCGGUACUACAAUUCUGAUCCUGAGAAACGGCGAGCAAUAUGCUCUCAGCUUUGAUACGGAAAGAAACCGCAAUCUUUACUACGAAUUUUUCAAUGAAAACGUUGACUUCAACAGCUUGGAAGAACUUGGCGUGGUGCUGACAGCAAAAUUGUCAGAGUUUAGCGUGCUGUACGUUGUUAAUAAAGUGAUUAGCGGGUUGUACAUUGACCAGCUGGUUACGAGUUUUGAUGGAGCGAUUUUUGCGGAUUUGGUGGCUUUGAGGAAGGAUACGAUCGUGGUUGAGCUUAUGGAACGCGAGAAAGAAUUGCUUGCCGUUUUGCCAGCUGUUGAUGAGCGUAAAGAAAGAGGAAUUGGUUUGCAAAACAGAGGUACGUUCCUUUUAGGAGACUUGUAUGAUUUGAGCGCAUGUACGGGUGGUGCUGAACAAAGCACAUCUGUGAAUGACGAGGAAAGUGCGAUGCGUGAUGGUGGUGAGGAGACGAAAGGCCUGACAAGUACGGAUGAGUUGAACAGAGCGAAGGAAGUUGUAACGAGUUUGACGAACGGAACAGAUCGUACGGUUAGCAGAGAAGGAACGGUACAAUAUUCGUUAAACAGAACCAGCAAGGUGAGCGAUGAGCACACAACCGGUGAUAAUCCGCAUGUUGCAGGGAAUGAGCUGUUAAAUCGUAUGUUACUUCUCAUAGAAGACGGAAAGACCAGAGAAUACCUGCGCAGCAACGAGUCGAAACAUAAAAAAUUGCUGCUCAUCAACAAAAUAAACAGAAAGGCACUGCCAGGCAUGCAAAAGGAUGUUCUACUCCCCCUUCUACCGUACAUUAGGGCAGAUAUACACGCACAGAAGAUGUUCCUGCGCCAGUACGCCAGCAUCACCGUGGAGAUGUUCAUCAAUGAUGAACGUACGAUGGCACAAAUAAUCCGUGAGCGCGAAUUCUUUGAUCCGUUCAAGGAGUACGUCCAGAACGUACUUACGUACGAAAAGGACAACGUGCGCGUUACCGUGCUGGAGAUACUCAAAAGAAUGAUGCGUACCGGUGAUCACACGUUCCUUACCAAUUUGUUCCUGUGCCUGCCCGAUAUGCUGCUCGUCAACGAGUUCUACUCAAACACGCCGCCAAGAAUCGAAGAGAUGAUGCACUCUGUGAUGAUAUUCAUCUCUGAGAUGCACGAUUACUACGCCUUGGACUUCUUUCUGUCCACGAAUCUCCUAAAAAGAAUGAUUGGUGCGCUUUUAGCACACGAUCUUUCCAACAGGGUGUUCGUGCUGCGCGUGAUUUUGAACCUGAUACGUACCUUUGGACGGGUCAUUGUUGAUUACGUUGCUGAGCACAAGGAGGUGCUUGUGAAGGUGUAUGAAAGUGUGGUAGAAGAUAAGAACAUGCUGUACUCGUUGAUGUGUGCGCUGUUUAUUCUGACCAAACCACAUUUUGAUUGCGUUCUCAAGGACCUGUGCGAAUGA